This is a messenger RNA of Aspergillus niger, 2757 nucleotides long. RefSeq lists its product as uncharacterized. Bases 1 to 2757 code for a protein of 918 amino acids. The transcript has 3 exons. Gene Ontology annotation, molecular function: RNA binding; protein binding. The record is from RefSeq and is a predicted model, not a curated record. NCBI's taxonomy places the organism in Eukaryota, Fungi, Ascomycota, Eurotiomycetes, Eurotiales, Aspergillaceae.
AUGACUGACAAUUGCAUCAGGCCAUCCAAAAGGCCAGGCUAUGGCACUCUGGGUCGCCCAAUCAACCUUUACGCAAAUUACUUCCAGUUGACCUUCCAGCCUAAUCUCCAAUUGCACCGAUAUGAAGUGCGCGUUUCACGAUCAGAGCCAGAUGCGGCCGUGAUUGUGAGCAGACAAGUAGUGACCCAGGUGAUACUCCAGCUCCUCAAGACGGAGCUUGUGCAGUUCCAGGAAAGCAUUGCCUCCGAUGGCUACCAGAACCUCAUCUCAAGUCGCAUUCUACCUUGCUGUGAAAGUCCCUAUAUUGUGAUGUAUCAGCACGAUUGCUAUCAUGUCACGCUACUUCCAGCUGGUAUUCUUCAGUUUCCCAAGAUCUAUCAAAUGCUCAAGGGUGAUACAAGGAACCAAGGGCCGCCGCUGACCGAGGCACAUAUUCAUGCGUUGAAUAUCAUUCUGGGACAUCAACCCAAGUUCUCACCACACAUCAGAUCUGCCGGCACUGGGACUUAUCUCAACCUCGACUCGCGGCUCAGCCUGGGUUCAGGGCUACAUGUUCUCCGUGGACUAUUCAUGGUCGCUCGUGAAGCGCAGGGCCGGUUAUUUGUCAACGCAGCCCCCAAAGUUGCAAUCUGCUAUGAUGACUGCCCGCUCGACAAAAUCAUCCUGAUGCAUAUGCGCCAAAACGGACCUGACAUGAAUAAGAUAGUUGCACUGCUUCGGAAUAUCCGCGUUCAGCUUACGCACCUCGGCAUGCGUAAACGUGCAGGAAAAUUCACGCUGAGACUAAAGACAGUAGCGGGAUUGGCAGCACCAGGAGAUGGUUGCAGCCUGACAUACCCCCCUAAGGUGCCAUGUCUCGGGGCAGGAGCUAAGGAAGUCCAGUUCUUUCGCGAACCACACUCACAGGGCCACGAGGUAGGAGAUGGAAAUGCUUGGGGAAGUCGGAAAAGAAAGCGACCUACGCUUGAAGGGUAUAUCACUGUUUUCGAAUACUUUCGGUCAGUCUAUAACAUUACUGUUAACGAUCCAUGGCUUCCCGUUGUCAACGUCGGGAGCCCCUCGAACCCUUCCUACUUGCCUGCUCAGGUCUGUCGAGUGAUUCCUGGUCAGUCCGUGGCUGCAUCUAUAGCUGCCUCUCAGUCUCGUCAAGGCAACUGUAUCGAUACAGCUCGUCGCGGGAUCAGAAGCACUUCAGCUUCUCACAUCGCUUCCAUAGAAACAGAGCUCUCAGAUAUCUUGGGCAUGUCUCGCCCCAAUAGAGGAGCGAACUUGACUUCAUUCGGGAUUACCGUUGCACAGAAUAUGGCGAGAGUGUCUGGUCGCAUUUUGGACUCCCCGGCUUUAGAAUAUCGUCAGGGACAGCGAGCUUCCGUACGCGCUGGAAGCUGGAAUCUACGUGGGAUGAAAUUUGCCGGGAGCACGUCAGUCUCCCAGUGGACUUAUUUAUGGCUUGCAACUACCGGUCGUUCCCAUGGUAUAGGUCCAGAAAAGACCCUCUUAGAGGCCGCUCUACAGAAAUUUUGCGCUCAUCUAAAGUCACUCGGUAUCAGUGUUCCUGAACCCCGUCGGCCGGGGUUCAAUGUCAGUGUGACUGAUACUGCUUUACGACGGGAAAAUGAUGCCGACAAGCUAGCCCAUGCUCUCGCUGCCAUUGGCGAGUCUUCGAUGUCAUUCUUAUUGAUUAUUCUUCCACAAGCUGCAGAAGGCCUUUACAGCAGGAUCAAGUUUCUUUGCGAUGUCCAAUUUGGAAUAAGGAACGUGUGCGUGGUAGCGGACAAAUUUCUUCGAUCAAAUGAUCAGUUCCUGUCUAAUGUGGCUCUGAAGCUCAACCUAAAGCUUGGAGGGGUUAAUCAAAAGCUGCUUACUCGAAGCCUUGACAUGAUAAGCGAGGGCAAAACAAUGGUAAUUGGGGUUGACGUAACACAUCCAAAUUCAGGGAACCUUCCAGCACGGGCUCCCAGCGUGGCCGCAAUGGUAGCCUCUGUGGAUCGUUACUUGGCGCAAUGGCCAGCGGAGAUAUGCACUCAACCUGCUCGUCAGGAGCUGGUCACGCAGCUUGGUGUGCUUCUCACCUCAAGGCUGCAUGCAUGGCAGAGGUGGAACCAUGGCAAGCUCCCUGAGAGUGUUCUGCUCUACCGUGAUGGCGUUUCAGAUACACAAUACGGGAGUGUCCUCAGCGUGGAGCUCCCUCAGCUACGCAAUGCAUGCAAAGACUUAUACGGUAGCUUGGGUCUUAAUGAGCCUCGAAUCACCAUUGUUAUUGUGGGGAAGCGACACCACACCCGAUUUUUCACGCCCACGAGGACAAAUCAGCGCAAUGGCCGGUCGUCUCACGACACUAAUCCUCCCAACGGCACCAUCGUUGAUCACGGCCCAGCCAGUAGCGGCAAGGUCUGGGACUUCUACUUACAGUCUCAUACUGCCAGUCGAGGAGUCGCUCGCCCUGCACACUAUGUUGUGCUUCUCGAUGAAAUCUUUCAAUCCUCUCCCAACGAUCCGCAGGCUAGAGCCUCGCCUAAUCCGGUCAAUGCCAUCCAAGCCUUGACCCACAAUAUAUGCUACGUUUCUGGUCGCGCAACAAGGGCAUCCAGCAUCUGCCCACCUGUGUUCUACGCCGAUCUUGCGUGCUUCCGUGCGCGGUUCUACGUAGAGGAGCUGCUUCGCCGAUCCUCCCGGGACUCUGGGUACGGGCUAUCUCCAGAUCAGUUGCAACUAUCCUUGCAUGCGAAUGUGAGGGAUACCAUGUUCUACAUUUGA